This is a messenger RNA of Panicum virgatum (switchgrass), 1425 nucleotides long. Its product is annotated as heat stress transcription factor B-4d-like. NCBI's taxonomy places the organism in Eukaryota, Viridiplantae, Streptophyta, Magnoliopsida, Poales, Poaceae. The transcript has 2 exons. The coding region runs from base 219 to 1166 and encodes 315 amino acids. Gene Ontology annotation, molecular function: RNA polymerase II cis-regulatory region sequence-specific DNA binding; DNA-binding transcription factor activity. Gene Ontology annotation, cellular component: nucleus. Gene Ontology annotation, biological process: regulation of transcription by RNA polymerase II. The record is from RefSeq and is a predicted model, not a curated record.
UGUGUGUACUCCAGUCUCAGUGUCUCACACAGUGAGACUCACUGGAGAGAUAUAGCUCUGGAGACAGUGGAGAGAGAGGAAAAGGCCUUCUUUCUCCUGUCUCCUCCCACCUUCUCGAUCGAUCUCUUUCUCGCUCUCAAGCUUAGAGAUAAUAAGCAGUGCUGCCUUGCUCUCCAGCUAGUUCGUCCUUCUUCUUUCCCUCCUCUAUCUUCUCACGGAUGGCAUUCCUUGUGGAGAGGUGCGGCAGUGGUGGUGGAGAGAUGGCGGUGUCCAUGGACGUGGAGACGAGCUCGCAGUCGCACGCCGCCAAGCCGGUGGUGCCGGCCCCCUUCCUGACCAAGACCUUCCAGCUGGUGGACGACCCCUGCACCGACCACGUCGUCUCGUGGGGGGAGGACGGCGCCACCUUCGUGGUGUGGCGGCCGCCGGAGUUCGCCAGGGACCUCCUCCCCAACUACUUCAAGCACAACAACUUCUCCAGCUUCGUCAGGCAGCUCAACACCUAUGGGUUCAGGAAGAUCGUGGCAGACAGGUGGGAGUUCGCCAACGAGUUCUUCAAGAAGGGCGCCAAGCACCUCCUCUCAGAGAUCCACCGGAGGAAGUCCUCGUCGUGCUCGCAGCCGCCGCCGCCGCUGCAGCCACUCCCUCCGCACCAGCCUUACCUCAGCCUCUUCUCGCCGCCGCAUCCGUCCCCGCCGGCGUACUACCGCGUCCAGGAGGAGGACCACGGCGGCGGCAAGGACUUCCUGGCGACGCUGUCGGAGGACAACCGGGAGCUGCGGCGGCGCAACUCGCUGCUGCUGUCGGAGCUGGCGCACAUGAGGCGGCUCUACAACGACAUCAUCUACUUCCUGCAGAACCACGUGGAGCCGGUGCCGCCGCCGCCGCCUUCGGCCACCGGCUGCAGGCUGGUGGAGCUCGGCUCUGCUGAUGAUGACGCGUCGCCACCGACAACGCGGAAGCCACGCGGUGACGACGACGACGAGGAGGCGCCGGUGAGGCUGUUUGGCGUGCGGCUGAACGACAGCAAGAAGAGGAAGGCGCAGGCGGCCGAGCUGCUGGAAGAAACCGGCGAUGGUGACCACUGUGAUGGGAUCGGCGAUGGCGAAUUGGCGACGGUGACCACAAUGGCCAUGGCGAUGACCAAGGAAGUGAGACGUAGGUGAUUGCGCGUAGCACGUAGAUUGUUUUUGUAGAUACAGAGGUAGCACGUACGAUUGCCAGUGGCUAGCUAGCAGCAGGUAGGCACGCAUCCAUUUCAUGCGAUCGAGUUGAUUCUUGAUUGGAACCUUGCUUAGAGAUAGAGGAAUCACACCAUUACCCUUUUUUACCUUCGCAUGGUCUCAUUCUGCAUGCAUGUAUGCAUGCGUGGCAUCAUUAAUCUUGCUUCUUUUUUCAAAGGAAUGGCUCGGGUAUUGGUGAAAA